This is a messenger RNA of Eutrema salsugineum, 1377 nucleotides long. RefSeq lists its product as uncharacterized. The transcript is spliced from 3 exons. The coding region runs from base 1 to 1377 and encodes 458 amino acids. The record is from RefSeq and is a predicted model, not a curated record. Lineage: Eukaryota; Viridiplantae; Streptophyta; Magnoliopsida; Brassicales; Brassicaceae.
AUGGCAACGCCUAGUCGGGAAGCAUCCACCACCAUAUCCGGCGGUGCAAACUAUGAGCCUGACGAGAUUACUCUGGCUUCUUGCUGCUGUGCCUACUCCGUUUGUAUUCUUUUAGGCCUCUUUCUCUCUGUCGUCAUUGUACAUCCCUACAGGAGCAAAGAUGCUUGUUACUUGGAGCUCUUUGCUAACUCCGUCUCCUUCUCCUUCUCAAACGCAAACGCUUCAACAGCUGAUUGGAGGAUCGGUUUGGUUGCCAAGAGUCCAGCCACCGAAUGCAAAACCUCUCUCCAUCCAAUCAAAUCGCGUCUCCUUCGUGGCCACGAGGUUAUCUCCGAGGUGUCUCCACCGUUUGACGGUUUCGAGGAACUUGUUACCUCCGACAGAACGGAUGAGCCGGUUACAACUGUCCAUUUCAAUAAGGUGGUUACGCCGGGUGUUAUCGGCGGCGUGGUUUGGGAUUAUCGGGUGGAGAUUGUCGCCGGAUUGAAGGCAGAAUCUGCACGUGGUUUCUUGACGGUGUUCUGCGGCGAUAUUCCGGUGAAAUUCACGGCGGAUCCGGCGGGAAAUAUGGUUGGAUCGUUGCUUGGAACUCACCCUCACGCCAAAAUCUCCAUCCAAUCCGUCGCCGUCUCCUCCGCCACGUGGCAGAUCGAUUUCCUCAUGAAAAACCCUAGCUCGAGGUAUUCAAUCUACUACGACGAGGAUGAUACUACCGUGAAUCUCGGUCCUCUAAACGCCGCCGUUUUAAACAUCACUCGUAAACGUGAUUCUAGAGACCAAGCGGCUUUCUCGUUGGCUUUCCUUGCUGAGAAAGGUAAUAGCAGCAACGACGUCGUAUCGGAAGAGCUUGACAUCAAACUCAGGGCGAAGCAUAAGCGCUACACGGAUUUUAAUGAAGCUGGACACUUUAAUAUCUUUGCUCACUCUGUCUCCGUCUCAAACGCAAACGCAAACGUUUCAACAGCUGAUUGGAGAAUCGGUUUGAUCGCCAAGAGUCCAGUCACCGGAUGUAAAAUCUCUCUCCAUACAAUCAAAUCGCGUCUCCUUCGUGGCCACGAGGUUAUCUCCGAGCUGUCUCCGUCGUUGGAUGGUUUCGGACAACUUGUUACCUCCGACAGAACGGAUGAGCCGGUUACAACUGUCCAUUUCAAUACGGUCGUUACGCCGGGUGUUAUCGGCGGCGUGGUUUGGGAUUAUCGGGUUGAGAUUGUCGCCGGAUUCAAGGGGAAAUCUGCACAUGGUUUCUUGAUGAUGUUUUGCGGCGGUAUUCCGGUGAAAUUCACGGCGGAUGCGGCGGGAAAUAUGGUUGGAUCUUUGCUCGGAAGAAUGCGACGAUGUGACUAUUUACUCCGGGAUUACUUGAAUCUUUCCGUUUAG